Amphiprion ocellaris (clown anemonefish) is the source of this 3408-nucleotide messenger RNA. It is a transcript of the gene rcor2, whose product is annotated as REST corepressor 2. Gene Ontology annotation, molecular function: transcription corepressor activity. Gene Ontology annotation, biological process: negative regulation of DNA-templated transcription; regulation of transcription by RNA polymerase II. Bases 211 to 1848 code for a protein of 545 amino acids. Gene Ontology annotation, cellular component: histone deacetylase complex; transcription regulator complex. The record is from RefSeq and is a predicted model, not a curated record. NCBI's taxonomy places the organism in Eukaryota, Metazoa, Chordata, Actinopteri, Pomacentridae. The transcript has 14 exons.
CUCCGGUGCGGGUGUUGUCCGUCUCUCCCGGCUGCUUCCAUCUAUCCAUGCAGUUCACUUCAUUGUACUGGCCGUGCUCAUCAAUUAAGCUCGUUUUAGGUGCACUCAUUACCUGCUGCAACUCCGGGGAGGAUCGGGAAACCGCGGACGGGAGGCCGGGGAGAAGUUUUUGAGUGCCGGGGGAAAGCGGAGUGAGACGAAAACCCAGUCAUGCCCUCAGUGAUGGAGCGCUCGGGGGCCGGGGUCCUGUCCAGGAGCAGAGCCAAAACCGUAACCAAUGGCAACAGCCAACCACACUCCGAGGAGGAGAGCAGCGACGAAGAGCACGCUCACGACAGCAUGAUCAGAGUGGGAGGAGACUACCAGGCUCAGAUUCCGGAGUUCAAACCAGACAGCCCAACUCGCUACAACGAGAAGGACCAGAGGAGCAUGUUGGUGUGGUGUCCCAACAGUCAGCUCUCUGAUGCAAUGUUGGACGAGUACAUCCUGAUGGCUAAAGAGAAACAUGGAUACAACAUGGAGCAGGCUCUUGGCAUGUUGUUAUGGCACAAACACGAUGUGGAGCGCUCACUGGCCGACCUGGCAAACUUCACCCCCUUCCCAGACGAGUGGACAGUCGAGGAUAAAGUGUUAUUCGAACAGGCCUUCAGCUUCCACGGCAAGAGCUUCCACCGCAUCCAGCAGAUGCUUCCAGACAAGAUGAUCUCCAGUCUGGUGAAGUAUUACUACAGCUGGAAGAAGACCAGGACCAGGACCUCCGUUAUGGAUCGACAGGCCAGGAGGCUGGUUAGCAAGAGAGAGAAAGAUGACAGUAAUGAUGAGGUGGAGGAAGGAGACCCAGGCAGCGACAGCGACUUUGAGAUUGACACCAAGAAAGAGCAGGCGGUGAAGCAGAACCCCAGCAGCACCACCUCUGACAAAGCCACCCCCAGUCGCUCUGGACCGGUGAAGAAGGAGAACAUCGGGGCUCAGUACAGACACCACCCGCUCAGAGCCCGUCGCAGGCCACCCAAAGGGAUGCACCUGGUGCAGGGGGACAUCAUGUCUCUGUCGGCCUCCCAUGAUUCUGGCGUUCUAACUAUACGUCAGCUGGACACGCAGCUGGUUUCACUCAAGAGACAGGUUCAGUCUAUUAAACAGAACAACAGCAGUUUGAAACAGAGCCUAACUGAGGGUGUUGAUACAUUAAAACCUACUGACCCUGCCCUGAAGAUGAACUCUCGUUGGACCACAGAGGAGCAGCUCCUGGCCGUGCAGGCCAUCCGUCGCUAUGGUAAAGACUUCACAGCCAUCGCAGAAGUGAUCGGAACUAAGACCCCAGCCCAGGUGAGCUCGUUCUUUGUGAGCUACCGGCGCCGCUUCAACCUGGACGAGGUGCUGAGGGAGUGGGCGGCCGAGCAGGUGGCCACCAGCCGAGACCAGAGAGACCCCAGGAGGAGCGGCGAGGAGAUGGCAGCAGCUACAGAUGGAGGCGCAGAGGAGGACGAGGUCAAAAUGGAGGACUGUCCCUCAGACGCUGCCGGCGGCUCCUCUCCCCCCUCCUCCACCCAGACCCCCUCCUCCCUCUCCCAGCCUCCCCCGCUGCUGCGCCCGGCUCCCCCCUCCGCCCCUCCGAGCCUCCUCCGCCAGCCGCCUCCCCUCCAGACCCGCCCGCUGCACAACCGAGCGCCCCACAACCACCCACCGCCUCCACUCAUCCGGCCUGCCAUCACCUCCUCCUCCUCCUCCACCGGGAGCUCCAGCCUCAGAGGUUCUCCACCCAGCUCCUCCUCCUCCUCCUCCUCCGCUGCAGUGCAGAUGCCUCCAUCACUGGUCGGGCUCAAAGUGGAGCAGCCCACCUCGCACUGAUACACACACAUGUGACAGUAGGCAUAGAAACACACACACACACAUUAGCAUGCAAACACACAGACACGAAGCUCCAUCAUCACUUCACGCCUUCAUUCCUGGGACCAUCGCACCAUCCACUGCUCAGGUCCCAAAGGUGACGCUCUGAAAAACAUGUCAGGAAGAGUGUGAGGACCCCCCUCAGCGAUCUGAAGCCCCUUUACUGUACGAACACACACCUACCUCCAGUACACAACUCCGUAACACACACACACACACUCCACUGAACAAAGAGACACUGGAUCAUCAAGCUGUUGAAGAAAGCCAUGACCCACCUGCUCGUCUCCAUGGCAACUGCUGAACAUCUGGAUUGCAGCGGAAUGCGGUUGAACACACACACACACACACACACACACACACUCUAUCUAUAUAUAAAUAUCUAUACAGUAGGUUCCACUGAGCGAGCAUCGAGUCAUCCAAACAACUUUCAGGAAACAGAGAGAAAAGAGAGGAAGAGUCGUCCACAUCUGAGCCAAACUGCUCCUCCUGCGCUGGAAAUCCUCCUUUGCUUUAAAUCUUCACCAUAGAAGCUGCGAGUCGAACAUUCUGGUUUUUUAACGGUUGUUGAUGAAUCUGUUGGUUCCUAAUUGGGCAAAAAUAAAAGUGGAAAAAGAAGAGCAGGAGGCCUCGCUCUGCUCUCAGCCAUGUAUUACUAGUAUUAACUGGAGUGAUGUUUCCCUUUAUUCCUUUUGACUAGACUUUUAAAGGUGAGCCCUAGGUAGGCGCUUAGUGACUGUAUGUAGUUUAGAUUCUUUAUUAUGAUGAUUACUGACUGAGCACUGAGGAGAUAAAGAGCCUUUUAACACAUGAAGUCCCACCAUCCAACACUGUAGCCUCUCCUCUGUACGACACGUUUGAUCUACUCUGACCUCCAACAGGUUUGUGUCCACUGGAAACAAAAAAAAAAAGUUCUGCCAAAGUCUGUUAUUGCUUUAAAAGCACACAAGAGUUCCAACGUCUCCAGUCAAGAAAAGUUGUUUGGCAUCGUUGGGGUGGCGUCUCUGUAGGACGUCCAAACCAGCUCCGGUCGGGUCAGGAUGUUUGAAAAAAUGAAUUUACAAAGAAGCUAUGACAACUCCGAAGCUUUCUCCAGAGGUCAAAGGAGAUCAGGAAGAAGUUAACGGUAAAUUUAGCCAACGAACCAUCAGGAAAAGCUUACUAUGUAAUUUAGGGCUUAAUGCAUCCUGAGGUGACGAUUUCACAACUUCACCAACAAACGACUGAAACCGUAUCUGUCUGUGACACUUUAGCUCCUCAUCUCUGUCCUCUUUAUCACUGCCUUUUCACAGACGCCACGUUUCUGCAGCACCGAGUCGAGUCGUUCCGUCGCUACGUUUGGCUUUAAAGUGACUUUGCUCGGACUUGUUUUCUUACGUUCGUUUGUUCGUUCCUCCAAAAAAAACCUGCUUGUGUGUAACGUAUGUGAGAAGUUGUUUACAUUGUGGAAACUGAACUGUUUGUGUUUGAGAAAUGUUUUUUUUGUUUGUUUGUUUUUUUUUUGAAUAAAGAAAUGACCAAAUA